Molecule: messenger RNA, 403 nt
Organism: Heterotrigona itama
Lineage: Eukaryota; Metazoa; Arthropoda; Insecta; Hymenoptera; Apidae
Source: the annotation of a GenBank genome assembly
AUGGACGUUUCAGGGCCAUUAGUAGUGGGUGAUCGUUGUCAAAGGACUGACGAGUGUCAAGAUGUAUUUGAUCGUGCCAUGUGCAUCAAUGGACACUGUCAAUGCAUCACGUCUUAUCAUUUUGUUAAUGAAACAGGGAAAUGCGUUCAAACACGAUUUUUAUAUAAUUUGUGUACGCAGAAUUACGAGUGUAGGAGUUUACACAAUGAAAUUGUCCUUGAAUGCAGAAACGGCGAAUGUGUUAGUACAGGGGGACAAGGAACUUAUACUAAAGGUUAAUUGGAAUUAAUUGUACAGCCGCGAUAUAAUUCGAUGAAUCCAUCUUUUUGACGAAGCCUUUCUUUCAGGGUGCACGCUCGCUUUUCUUGGAAUUCUUGUGACGCUCUUACCUUUUAUAGAUUGA